AUGGCUGAUAUCGACAUCAUGACCAACGAGUCCAUUCUGGACGAAGCUCUUCUUACAACAGAGUCUCCCGUCAUUGACUCAACAGACUUGAUCGUACUUAUUUCCCUACUCCUCGGAGCAAUUGUAUACUUAUCAAAUGGCAAAAUACGAAACCUCUUCUUCCCCAAGCCCACCACCUCUUCAGAAACAACAGCUUCAAAAGAAGACAGUCUUCGAAGCAUCUCUCACAUCUGCAACACCACCGGAAAGAACUGCAUCAUAUUCUACGGCUCACAGACCGGCACCGCAGAAAACUACGCUCAAAAGCUAGCAAGAGAAGCUAGUUCACGCUAUGGCCUCGAUCCCAUGGUCGCUGAUCUCGAGGAGUAUGACUACAAUGAUCUUUCUGAACUCUCAGAGCAGGUCGUUCUGAUGUUUGUCCUCGCUACGUACGGCGAGGGUGAACCUACAGAUAACGCUCAAGACUUUUAUACUUAUAUCACUGGCGGUGAAGAUGGGGACCAACCUGAUGUUGAUCUUCAGAAUGUCAAGUAUGUUGCCUUCGGUCUGGGAAACAGCACUUAUGAGCAUUACAAUGCUAUGGUGAGACGUGUUUCUAAGGCGCUGGAUGGACUUGGUGCGAAGAAUCUUGCUAGUGUUGGUGAAGCUGAUGAUGCGGCUGGGACGACUGAAGAGGACUUUUUGGCGUGGAAGCAGGAUAUGUGGCCGAAGCUUGUUCAAGAGUUUGGUCUGCAGGAGAGAGAUGUUGCUUACGAGUCGACGUUCGGUGUUUUGGAAAGAGAUGAUUUGAGUGAGAGUUCACCUGGUGUUUUCCUCGGUGAAGCAAACGCGGAUCAUCUCGAAACCAGCUCUGGGAACCGUCAGUUCAGCAACACGAAUCCUUACAUCGCCAAGAUCAACGAGUCUCGAGAAAUAUUCACUUCCAAGGAUCGAAACUGCAUUCACAUGGAGAUCGAUCUCGGUGACUCAGGUCUGUCUUACGAAACAGGUGAUCACGUCGCUAUCUGGCCUACCAACUCAGAAGAUCAAGUCACCCAACUUCUCAACAUUCUUGGACUCUCUGAGAAGAAAGAUAAGGUUAUUUCCAUCGUCAGUCGGGAAUCAACAGCAAAGUCACCUGUUCCUACACCAACUACCUAUGCUACUGCCUUGCGAUAUUACCUUGAGAUCGCUGGACCUGUUUCUCGAGAGUUCAUCAACGUCAUCGCUGCUUUUGCACCUACCGAAGCCGCCAAGAGUGAAGCGACAAAGCUUGGUAGCGACAAGGUGUAUUUCCAUGAGAAGAUCAGCCAGAAAUUCCUUUCACUUGCACAAGUAUUAAGCAUGCUCAGCGGCGGUCAACCGUGGACCAAGGUUCCUUUCUCAGCUAUAGUCGAAGGUUUGAGUAAACUUCAACCUCGAUACUACUCCAUUUCCUCCUCAUCUCUCGUUCAACCAUCUCUCGUUUCUAUCACUGCCGCCGUUGAAUCAGCCGAGAUCCAGGGACGACCUGAUGUCUUCAAAGGCGUUACUACAAACUACCUUCUUUCUCUCAAACAAGCUCAGAACCAGGAAUCCCACUCACAAGAGUAUCUACUCAAUGGACCUCGUGGAAAUUAUGCUGGCUUCAAAACACCAAUACAUCUGCGCAAGUCUAACUUUAAGCUCCCCAAGGAUUCAUCUCGACCUGUUAUCAUGAUCGGUCCGGGAACAGGUGUUGCGCCUUUUAGGGGCUUUUUGCAGGAGCGAGCUGCGUUGAAGAAGCAGGGUAAGAAUGUUGGAAAGAGCUUGUUGUUCUUUGGAUGUCGCCGACGGGAUGAAGAUUACCUUUAUGAAUCAGAGUGGCAGCAACACAAGGAAACUCUGGGCGACAGUUUCGACAUCCACGUUGCGUUCUCAAGAGAGACGAAGCAAAAGGUCUACGUACAGCACCUCAUCAAGACUCACGCCAAGGAUGUGAUAGACAUGAUUGACAACGGUGCGAUUGUCUAUGUUUGCGGCGAUGCAAAGCAUAUGGCGCGUGAUGUCAACUCAACCCUCAUCUCUAUCUGGGCCGAGCAGCGCAACAUUUCACUUGAGAGCGCGACUGAGAGGGUAAAGGGUCUAAGGGACACUGCAAGAUAUCAGGAGGAUAUCUGGUAG
This is a messenger RNA of Fusarium redolens, 2121 nucleotides long. RefSeq lists its product as uncharacterized. The record is from RefSeq and is a predicted model, not a curated record. NCBI's taxonomy places the organism in Eukaryota, Fungi, Ascomycota, Sordariomycetes, Hypocreales, Nectriaceae. Bases 1 to 2121 code for a protein of 706 amino acids. Gene Ontology annotation, molecular function: FMN binding; flavin adenine dinucleotide binding; NADPH-hemoprotein reductase activity. Gene Ontology annotation, cellular component: cytosol. The transcript has 3 exons.